CUUUGGAUUUUUAUGGUUUUCAACAUACAGCAUAAAUUCUGCCAACUUUUGCUUUUUCGGCCAAAUCAAAUUUUGACGGCCAACAGCUUUGAAAAAGAGCCAGAAUGAAGGAGUUUGGUCAAAUGGCAACCCUGCUGGGGGUUCAAAUGGCAAUCAAGCGAAGAUGUAAGAGAGAACGCCCCUGUAGAUCAAACAAACUACACAAAGAUUUCCUGCGGUCAUUUUCUUGCAUUCGCCUAAAACAUUUAACUGUUCUGUAGGGAUGUAUGGGCCCUGUUAAAGGUAAUGUGUCCAGCUAAAGCAAGCGACACUGCGGAGGUUCUUAGAAACAUGUGAUUUUUCAUGUCAUCGCCUCAGCCAUUACGGUCGUUCUUUUUAUCUAUCCUGCUGCGAGGUUAGCUUUUCAUGUGAGCAGUUUUGCAUUGCAAGAAUACUAACCAAUCGCAAGCCGUUAUUUUGAUGGGUGGCUUGACAAGUUGGGUAUACGCAGUCCUUUUAUAUGGAUCAGACAUCAUGUACGUUAGCUGUCUAUGAUCUAGUGCCGACCGUGCCAGUGGUACCAGAGUCUCCAUUAUUUAGCCUUUGCCACCGCAGCUGUCUACAAGACUUUACCCCGGAUUCAUGAGGCUCUCAGGGUAGCAACUGUUUAAAACGAUGAAAAAAUUCUGAUUCACGGGGCACAUGAGAUAAGCAUAGGCGUAGGAGACUCAGGCGAAAGUUAUUUUAUGUCCUCCCUCCCCUAAACGAUCUAUGACCUGCACACGCAUUGGUUGCCAAGAGACUCGGCCUCGCUCUCGGCGGCCUCGUUGACAGUGGCGUCAAAGGAUACAGAUUUGAUCUGUUGGGAUUGAAACCCUGCUGCUCUUGUUCUUUUGCCUUCUUGGUGAUUCAUUUACCUAGGUGCUAGAGUCAAAAUGGGCGUCUCCAGUGAUGUUUUGGUCUGCACAUUGGUCCUGGCGACAUUUCUAGGCCACGGAGAUUGCAGAAAGGCAAAAUCGAAGGUUGUGUUUGUCACACUGUGUUUCGAAUCAAGCCCUUACUUUAAUAGCUUGGAAUUGGCAGAGGAGCUGGUGAAGCGCGGAUUGGAGGUCUCAAUUUUAACAACGAAACAUAUGAAGACCCGGAAAAGCACUGUAAAACAUGUUGAAUAUCAACUACCGAAUCCACAGUUAGCAGAAAAGAUGUUAAAUUAUGUAGGCGCUGUAUCAAGCCGUUCGGGACUAUCUGCUUUGUUCUCUACAUUUAGAGAUCUAUCGCAGCUUUUUCUAGACUCAUGCUUUGCAAUGCUGAAAAACAACGAUGUUCUCAAAGAGAUAGAGAAUGCGGACAUGAUCGUGACAAUAUCGGUGAUGCCAUGUGGGCACUAUAUUGCUGAUAUGUAUGACAAGCCAAAAAUAACACUAAACCCAUCUUCACUAUCGACUAUCUCUUCAGAGGCUGGAGUUCCGAACCUUGCUAGCUUUGUCCCGAUGGUAACAUCGCCCUUUUCUGAUGAAAUGUCUUUCUUGGAGCGGGUACAAAAUUUCAUCGAGUAUAGAAUAAAAGAAGUCAUUGUCAAUUUUUGGUUGACAUAUUGGUUUAGAGAGCUAAGAUUUGCAAACGAUCGGAAAGGCAAAGGGAGCUACCUUGAGGUUUUUGGAAAUGCAGAGAUGGUCAUAGUGCCGCUUGACUUCUCAUAUCAGUAUGUCACCCCAAUAAUACCCAAUGUCUUUUUUGUUGGAUCAUUUUUGACAAAGCCAUCAAAACAGUUACCUGAAGAUCUUGAAGAGUUCAUGCAAAGCUCUGGAGAGCACGGAGUUGUGUUGCUUGCUUUUGGUAGUGCAGUGUGUAGUAUGGACCAAGUCAUUGUUGAAAGAAUUCUAACUGCCAUUUCACGCAUGAAGCAAAAGUUCAUCUGGAAAAUGAAAUUGACAGAAAACUUGACUAUCCCUCCAAACCUGAAAGCACUGAAAUGGGUACCCCAGAAUGACAUUCUUGGCCACGAAAAGACCAAGGCUUUCGUUAGUCACAUGGGCAUAAACGGAGCCGCUGAAGCUGCGUAUCACGGUGUGCCGAUUGUCGCUGCGCCAUUCACAGCUGAACGAUUGCAUAAUACGGUUCUGUUUUCUAAAAAAGUGAAAAUGGCCAAGUUUAUUGAUAUUUUAAAUGCUGAUGCAGAUACAUGGCAAAGAACUAUCGAAGAGGUCAUAUACAAUUCUAGCUACAAGGAGCAUGCAAUGAUGACGUCAAAACGUAUGCGAAGCUGGCCUAAAUCAGGCACAGAGAUAGCCGGAGAUCUUGUUCAGUAUGCACUUGAUAAUGGUGGACGUCUGCCUCAUUUGAAAUCAAACGCAAACACUCUGUACUGGUUUCAAUACUACUGUGUCGACGUCGUUGCGUUUUUGCUUGCGCUCGCAGUGUUGUUACUCUUAGUUUUCUAUAAAAUGUUGAGACUCCUGAUUUCAUUUCUCUGUGGAAAAAGGUCAAAGUCGAAGGAAGAAUAGUAUGAGGUACUUCGUAUUUUUCUGUAAUAAACUCUCAGUAUACAACUAAAAAAUCCCCGUAGCUAUUUGUUCUUUUAUCUUAAUCAUCAUAUAUCGUCAGGAUUAGUUUAGAAAAAUGAAAGUGUAAACUGGCCCAAGCAGAUGGAGUUAGGAAACCGGGUUUCGAAUGAAUAGCAAGAAAUUCCAGAUAACCUUCUGCAUUGUGAAAAUGCGUCUAGAGAAUCAGAAACGUUUUUGUGCAUUGUUUUUUUGCAGAAUACAAAUGCUAGAAGGGAAACACUACAGAAAACUCAUUUCCUUGUUCUCAAUGUUUUAUAGUUUAUAAAAAUACUUUGUCUUUGCUUAAUGCUUGAUCGCUGCACAUUUUGGGGGUGGGAACAGAGGAAAUAUCAUUGUAAGAGAAAGAAACUAAUCUUUGAUGUAACUACCAGAAUUUGCUUGGCAGAAAAAUGUUCCUUACGCUUUUGUAACCAGUUGCUUAUGGGGGUGUUUUUCUCGCUAGUAAAUUGAGGUUUUUCCUUACGUCUAGACGUAAAUCUAUUUUUAAUUUUGAUCUCUAUUUUACUAUCGUUAUCAUAAAUGCUCUAUAAAGAAUUCGAUCUUUUGCAUUUGAUACUCAGUUUUAUCCCCAUUUCAGGCUUAAUGCAGGCAGAAAGCUUUCUUGAGUAACUCCAAAAUAGAAGUUAUUUGUAAGACUUUCCGGGCGUCAAUAGCUCUUUAUAAUCUUCCUUAUCCAAACGGACAAGCGCUUCUUUUUUCAUAAGAGUAAUACUUUGGUUUUUUCAGCAUUGAUUGCCAUCUUGAACAUUGAAUGCCACUUGUCAUAUCUAGCUGGGAUCGAGAUCCUUCUGCACAAUUUGAAAACAAAACUGGAUCAUUUUACGAUCAGAUCCGAAUCGGGUUUAGAACACUUCUAAUUGGCCUAGCAUUUACACAGGAACUGUAUAUGUACAUUUCUAUUCGCUAUCCGAACACUUGUUGAAUCACCUUUAGAAGGGUUCCAAUAUGUGUCCGCUCAGCAGUAGAUCCCGUGUAAACGGUUUGUCCUAUAACGUGUCACGCAUGCGCCGUCACUUGUUAAUAACACCAGGUUUAUCUAUAGAUAUUGUUAAUCAAAGUUUAAUUGGGGUUAAUUUACAAACCAGGAUAACGUAAGAGUGCAUUCUUUUUUGCCUCUAUCUUUACCUUCAUUUGAAGGAAACGCCCCUUACAUCUGGUGGAGAACCCUUUUUAGCAUAUCGAUUUCCCAGGAUGAGACUCUUGGAUCAAUUCAGCGUUCAGUUGCAGUCGUUAUAUAGCCUGUGCUCCAGGCCUACCACAGGAACACAGGUUAUUGCUAGAGAAUGCUGCAAACGAAUCGCAAACCGAAGAAUUGGCCCACUUUACUGGGGCCGAAUUCACAGGUGCCGGAGAUCUUGACCAUUUUAUCGAGCAAUUUACAUAUGUUCUGUGUUCUUCUGUGGUCAAAGCUCAGCAUCAAGACGUAUCUCUAUAAAGCUGCACUCGACACAUACUUCCUAUUAAUCCAAUUUUUCCCGGCAGCUAAGAUCAGAACAUCAGUACCAUGGAAAUUGGGGGCUUUUAUUGAAAGUGCGGGGGCAAAAUGUUUACAUUGCUCAGGUUUUUAGUGAAAGCCGCUACGCCGCUACUAUGGUUAGAGGUGAGAAAAAUUUGAGUUCAUACGCCGCAUUACUGCCGCAGCGAAUUAAAGUGCAAUUAGAUGCGACAGUAUUCUCCUGAAGUUUGUGCUUUGUUUCAGACGCCGAAUUUAAUUAGCCCCGGUCGAUUUUAAAAUGGUGCAAAAUCCUGCGCAGCGCCACCGAUGUGAUGUUCCUUUCUAAUUUCUUCAUGACAAAAUGGCUAUUGCGUCAAUGAAGGAAAUGUGCUUUUGCGGCUAGCAACCUCUUUUAAAACGUAGUGAUCUUUUCCUGUAGUAAUCAUUUUCGCAAAUAGCAUCGACAAUCUCGUAUACGCUUUCUUCAGACCAUACUGAUUUCCGUCCUUUUUUCUUCUGGCUGUGUUUCAAAGUACAUGAAACUUGUUCUUUCAGGGCCUGGCCUAGUAUUCAUGUUCAUCGGCAUCUUCUUGACUUUCUAUUUCAUCACCAGAAGAUUCCUCUUCGUCAUACGCUUCAUGUUCUGCUGAAAAAUCAAUCAACGUCUUGCUCAUCUGGUAGGCUGUUGCAAUUUUCCCACUCUUUGUUUUCUCGCAAAAACGAUGAUAGUUUUGAUCGAAAGGCAGCCGUUAUAACCAAAGACUAUGAGAUGUUGGCCGGCACAGCACAACUAUACGCAUGCGUAUUACCGUUUAAUCACUCUUCGAUCAAUCAAAAUCAUUAUCAAUCACAACUUUCAUUGAAUUCGCUGAAAACGGCAUCUGAAACCAAGCCGCAUUUCUGCUGAAAUUAUUAUUUUAAUGCGACAGAGCUGCCGCAUGUAUUUUUUGCCGCAUUUAAUUGACACUUUAAUUUAAUUCGCUGCGGCAGUCAAUUCUAAUUUUCUAUGAGGGCCUAAACUUCAAUAGUUUUUUACCAACAAAACCUUAUAAAUUGUCUCGUAAAUAAUUAUUCAGCUGUAUGAUAAAGUUUCUAGAUUUCAUAAAUUUGGAAGAUCGAGCGUAAAGACUGUUGGUUUAAUUAGCGCAUCAAAACAUACGUAGUCCAGAAAUUAGGAGUUAAUUUUUCUCCUUCUACAACUUGCCCAUUGCUCCACUAUCUUAUCUUAAUUUACGUUGUCCAAAAUGUCUUUCUUGCAAGUCUCGCAAGUAAGAAUCAUGAGGUCGUUUAGUCUUUCACAGGGGCGGCCCCAUAAAAAUUCAAAGUGGGUGGGGGGCGGGCUCGAGUUGAUAAAAUUAUUUGACUAAAGAACCAUCUUUUGACUGAAACCCCAGCUUUCCACCUGGCAACGCCUAUGUUUCAUCGGUCGAUCUCGAACGGAGAAAGUUCUUGACAAGUCAUGGGAAAUAUUAUAUAAAAAUUCUAUUUCGUAUCCCGUUUUUAGAAGCAAUUUGAUGGAAUGAUUAUCACA
Messenger RNA from Rhopilema esculentum, 5509 nucleotides. Lineage: Eukaryota; Metazoa; Cnidaria; Scyphozoa; Rhizostomeae; Rhizostomatidae. The record is from RefSeq and is a predicted model, not a curated record.